CACUUUGGAAACGCCUUGUCUCAUGUCCUUGUGUGGCGCAGAUCUAUCCUUCCAAAGCCAUCUUGCUCGUCAAUUGCACUGCUGUAGAAAGGCGCUCGAAGCAAUGCGGCCGAUCGUACUGCUCUUUUCCCUGCUUGGACUGGUCGCUUUGCAAGCACCGACCGCGUUGAGCGACACGUUUUGCUUGAUCCGCGACAGCGAUGGCGACUACCUUUACGUCAAUUAUGUUGCCAAUACGGCCUCGUCUUGCCCGUCGUCUUGUCCUGUGGGCUCCAUGACCUGCUAUGAUAGCGAUGACUGCAGAAGAUGCGUCACAGGUUGUUGUUCUGGCACGACUGGCUCGACCUCGAGCUGCGCAAGCAUCAGCUGCACUCCGAACGUAUCCUGUCCGUCAUCGAUUCAGUACGGCACUCUGGGCUCUUCCACACCGAGUGGACGAACGGCCUGGUCUACCGCAAACCUCAACUGUGCGGAAGGCUUUCGGUGCAGUUCAGAUACUUCCCAGACGAGCUGCACCACGCAGUGUCGGGCGGACGCAUCAAACAACGGCUACUGGAAUUCGGUCUGCGUGAAUGGCGGAUACUGUUUGUACUAUAAUGUUACCAACGCCGCCGUUACCUACACGAGCACCAUGUCAGCCUUUUCAUCGACCGUUGCAUGCAACCUCGGGUACCGCAUUUCGGUCGGUUUCUACAGUCAGACUUUGAGUUGCACCGAAUCGACGACGGGAUGGGGGACCAAACCGACUUGUUCCUCGUGGAAUUCAUAUUGCUCGGCGCCCUCGCUUACCCACGCAACGUUUAGCCCAAGCACCGCUGCGGCUAUAAACGGCGUCGCGACGCAAACCUGCGAUGCUGGCUACGUUAUUGCCAACACAAAUGUCCAGUCCUCGACAGUGACCUGCUCGGCGGACUCGCAGUCGAACGGUAAAUGGCUGACGUCGUCUGGAGACGCGCUUUCAUCCUGCCUUCAGUGCCCCACGUUGAACAUUCCGAAUGCAGACGUCUCGUUCAGCACCAACCAACUCACUGCCACCGUUUCAUGCCAAUCCGGGUACCGAUUCUCGGAUGACGCUCCAAGCAAAUCGCUCUCGUGCUCUGCGUCGGCCUCCUCCGCUUCUUGGUCGACCAUUCCGUCUUGUUUGAUGAUUCCAAGCACGACUCCCGUCAGCACGACGCCUGCGGUCAGCACAACUCCUGUGAUCAGCACAACUCCCGUGGUCAGCACAACUCCCGUGGUCAGCACGACGCCAGCGGUCAGCACAACUCCCGUGGUCAGCACAACUCCCGUGGUCAGCACAACUCCCGUCGUCAGCACAACUCCUGCAAUCAGCACGACUCCUGUGGUUAGCACAACUCCCGUGGUCAGCACAACUCCCGUGGUCAGCACAACCCCCGUGGUCAGCACAACUCCCGUGGUCAGCACAACCCCCGUGGUCAGCACAACCCCUGUACGCUCUACUACUUCCACGGCAAAAGGAAGCCUGACUCCCACUGCACAUUCCAACAACCCGAUCACGGGCUCUCAAAGCUCUUCGUCGCCGAUUGCAGCUAUUGCCGGCGCCAUUGCCGCUGUAGUUGUCGCCUUGAUUGUCAUUGCCCUCGUGGUGAUUCGUCGCCGGCGAGCAAAGCGUGCUCCAUUGGACCACCAUAAUCCCAACAGUGGCACAGCUCCUUCUGUCGUCAAUCCUCUGUUUGCCUCUCAACUGGGCCGUCCCUCGUCGUCGUCGAGCUUCAGCUCGGUCUCGCCGCUCAACAAGAGCCAGCUUUCAACGAGUUCAGACUCUUCGGUGUAUGCCGUUCCCAGGGAAUUACACUCGCAGGGCGACGGUGAAUACGAUGAGCUCCAGAAGCGACCUUCGGGGCCACCGGCGACAACAUACGCGAGCCUGAUAGGAGCACGUGUAGACUAUCCGCAGUAUGCUGCACCGCACGAAGCCGGCACGUCUCGCUGGUCCGAGCCACGCCAAGUUCCGCGGCACUUUUCGUUUGACGAAUCUGGGCUGGAAACGCAAACGCAAUGGGUCACUGCGAACGCUCGUCAGUAUCAGACUGGAGCGUCGUUUCUACCAACCGCGGGGGACGAGGUCGUUAUUGCCAAGGGCACAGGCACAGGCGCUACGGCUUCGUGUCCGACAGGAAAAGUCGUGGCGUGGGGCUUCAAAUGGGCAUGGUCGACAAACCAAGCAAGCUUGCCAAACUGCUUUCAAGGCAACAAUGCUGCAUGCACUAGCGGUGCACCGAACUGCUCCAGUCAAGCGUGCGCUACUUCCUCGGGCACGACGAAGCAGUACGUUGUGAUUGUCUGCCGAGACGCUCCUGUUGCUGGCCUAAGCCAGGUCACCCAAUUUGGCCCGGGCGCACAAAGCGUGAGCUGCCCCAGCGACACGGUUAUUGCGUACGGCUUUUCGCUCUUUACGAGCGAUUCGCACAAUGGGCAGGCGUGCAUGCGCCGCAAUAGCGACGCUUGCACUCCCGGCGCGAAAUCUUGUGCAACAACGGCCUGCAACACAAGGGCGUGCUCGUCUGGCGAUCAAGGCAACGAGUCUUCUUUCAUUUACUUGAUCUGCCAGCCUGCGACUGACGUGACCAUAAGCUCAACCGACAUCGUAGCAGCUGCAGCCAAAGCCUCAAGAUCGCUUCAAUGUGCUACAACCAACACCCGCCUGAUGUUUGGCGUUGCGAUGCAAACCAGCGCCAAAAACCUACCAGGUCGUUUACCCCAGUGUGUUGACUCCAACAACAAGCUGGCGACCUUUAAUUCGUCCGUGCUGCAAACUGCCGCAUGCAGUACCUACCAAAACAACGAUUGCACAAACGACUUGUUUUUCCUUCAAGGCAUUUGCGUCGAUGUGACUCCCCCGACUGCGCCUGGGUCUGUCUCGACUUCCGUCCAAAGUCAAGAUGUGACUGUCACUUUUGUCAAUUCUACAGAUGCCGAGUCUGAGAUUGACCAUUACGAGUGCCAAUUCUCACCAAGCGGCAGCUGGUCGACCUGCGCGAAGAAUCAAGUGUUUACCCUGGAGCUGGGCGCCUAUUCCCUCCGGGUGCGCGCUGUGAACGGGGCAGGUUUGAUUCAGUCCAGCGCAGGCUACGACUUUACCAUUGCAUGCAACGCCAGCUGCGAAACUUGUGUCGCGACCAACGUGGAUCAGUGUACCUUUUGCGCCGCGGGAUUCUACAUGAUCCUGGGCCAGUGCGUCGCGUCCUGUCCUGAAAAUUACCAGCCAAAGCAAGCAUCACGCUCUUGUGUGUUGUCAUCCUCCACGUCUUCUCCGAGCAGCUCAGCCAACACUGCUGCCAUCGCUGGUGGUGCGGCUGGUGGGGCUGUCCUGCUUGUCCUAAUUCUGGUACUUGCAGUUCUACUGACACGUCGUCGUCGUGCUCGUACACCCGUGUCUUCGCAGUCAAAAGCAAACACCAUUUUCAAUCCAGUUUUUGAAUCCGGCCCUGCGGCUCCAGCGCCUGACUAUGAAUCCGCCGCUCAUGAUUCCGAGACAUCGCCAGCAGCCCCUGUUCCGGCAGCCACUCGCCCGCGGUUGCCUCCAGCCGAGCUGAAUAUUCCUCAAGUGGCGACGCGGCAUCAGAUGGAGGUUUGUUCCGAGUACGCUUCGAUUCAGCGUGACGGACCCGUGUUGGCAGUAUCAGACGGCAUUUAUUCGACCGUUGCGCGCCGAAAUGCUGCUGCUGGUGCCAGAAAGGAGACUGUUUAUGCCGAUAUCGACAUUUAGACUGCUUGCUUCUUUGGUUGUGUUGUGAGAUUGGUUGUUGUUAGCUGUGCUUCAUUGGAUGUUCUCAUGCUGUUAGCUUGUUUGCUGUUGGAUGUUUUCUCUUCUCUGUUCAAUACGUUGUUCGUUCUC
Molecule: messenger RNA, 3859 nt
Organism: Capsaspora owczarzaki ATCC 30864
Lineage: Eukaryota; Filasterea; Ministeriida; Capsasporidae
Exons: 12
Coding region: 23-3730 (1235 amino acids)
Molecular function (GO): protein binding
Source: RefSeq, a predicted model, not a curated record